CAACGAGCAAAAUGAAUAACAACCUGCAGUUGAAGUGACGAAAAACUUACCAAAAUGCCGGUGCCUUGUGGAAGUAAAUGUGGCCGUAAUGCUUUUAUGCGGAGGCCGAAAACGGGCGAUGUGCUGUGCAAGGAAUGUUUCUUUCUCGCGUUCGAAACGGAAAUACACAACACCAUCCAACAGGAACAGCUCUUUCGAACGGGUGAAAAGGUGGCAAUCGCGGCCAGCGGCGGGAAAGACAGUACCGUACUUGCCCACGUUAUGAACGUGCUGAACAACCGGUACAAAUAUGGUCUGAAUCUGGUGCUGCUGUCCAUCGACGAAGGCAUAACGGGCUACCGGGACGACAGUCUCAAGACGGUGGCCCAGAAUCGGGACGAUUAUGGGAUGCCCCUGCGUGUGCUCUCGUACCAGGAGCUGUACGGCUGGACAAUGGAUCGAAUCGUGGCGGAGAUUGGCCGAAGCAAUAACUGCACCUUCUGCGGGGUAUUUCGUCGCCAAGCAUUGGACCGGGGUGCUCGGCUGAUGGAGGUGGACUGUGUGGCCACCGGGCACAACGCGGACGAUAUAGCGGAGACGGUCAUCAUGAACAUACUGCGUGGUGAUACGGCCCGGUUGCGACGAUGUUGUGAUAUCAAAACGGGUUCAAAGGAAGCCGACACAAUCCCGCGGGUAAAACCGCUAAAGUACAGCUACGAGAAGGAAAUCGUAAUGUACGCUCACUUUAAGAAGCUAGUGUACUUCUCUACCGAGUGUGUUUUCGCGCCAAAUGCGUACCGUGGCCAUGCGAGGGCUUUUCUAAAGGACCUGGAAAAGGUGCGCCCUUCGGCCAUCAUGGAUAUCAUCCAUGCGGGCGAACAGCUGCAGAUUAAGGGCACGGUAAAGAAACCGGUCCGGGGGAUUUGUGGUCGAUGCGGGUUCGUCUCUUCACAGCAGCCAUGCAAGGCGUGCGUACUGUUGGAGGGAUUGAACCGAGGUUUGCCAAAGUUAGGCAUUGGUAAGAAAUCCAAGGGCGAUCGAAUGGUGGCACUGCAGGAUCAGCAGUUACGCGAAAAAGCUCAUCUGGUUAAAAACGAUUUUUAAAACAAGCGAACGCAACACAGGCAUGUAUUUUGGAAGGAGUUUUUGUCAUCGUGAAAAUAUAUUACCUCACAUUAAUUUCUUUUUUAUUUUCUUCAGCAUCUUUGAGAUUGAGAAAACUA
This is a messenger RNA of Anopheles coustani, 1202 nucleotides long. It is a transcript of the gene Ctu1, whose product is annotated as cytoplasmic tRNA 2-thiolation protein 1. Gene Ontology annotation, cellular component: mitochondrion; cytosolic tRNA wobble base thiouridylase complex. Gene Ontology annotation, biological process: tRNA wobble position uridine thiolation. The coding region runs from base 55 to 1083 and encodes 342 amino acids. The transcript is spliced from 2 exons. Gene Ontology annotation, molecular function: tRNA binding. NCBI's taxonomy places the organism in Eukaryota, Metazoa, Arthropoda, Insecta, Diptera, Culicidae. The record is from RefSeq and is a predicted model, not a curated record.